UAAGGUUAGCCUUCCAGCCUUCCAGUUUGCAGACACGUCCACACAUACACAGUGUCUGCUGCUGGAUACUCAGACACAUGCUGGACUGCUGGCAGGAGAAAUGCUAGCUACGAAGAGGUCUUCCACCAGUUUCUUUACAUACGCAAAUUGAGCUCCCGGCCCAGCCAUGUUCGGCACUGAGUCUUCAUUAAGCAUGUUUCUCAACACCCUGACGCCCAAGUUCUACGUGGCCCUGACAGGUACUUCCUCCCUCAUAUCAGGACUCAUAUUGAUCUUCGAGUGGUGGUAUUUCAGAAAAUAUGGGACCUCCUUCAUAGAGCAGGUGUCUGUGAGCCACCUGCGCCCCCUGCUGGGAGGAGUGGACAGCAGCUCUCCCAGUAACUCAAACGCCAGUAAUGGGGAGGCUGACUCCAGUCGGCAAAGUGUGUCUGAAUGUAAAGUAUGGCGAAAUCCACUGAAUUUAUUCCGCGGAGCCGAAUAUAAUCGGUAUACUUGGGUAACAGGUCGAGAGCCGCUGACAUAUUAUGACAUGAACCUGUCAGCACAAGAUCAUCAAACCUUCUUCACCUGUGACUCAGACCACCUCCGGCCUGCUGAUGCCAUCAUGCAGAAGGCGUGGAGAGAAAGGAACCCACAGGCUCGCAUCUCUGCAGCACAUGAAGCUCUGGAGCUUGAAGACUGUGCAACGGCGUACAUCUUGCUGGCAGAGGAGGAGGCCACCACCAUCAUGGAGGCUGAGCGGUUAUUUAAACAGGCGCUAAAAGCUGGAGAGGGCUGCUACCGCCGCAGCCAACAGCUCCAACAUCAUGGUACACAAUAUGAAGCCCAGCACAGAAGAGACACCAAUGUGUUGGUGUAUAUAAAGAGGAGGCUGGCCAUGUGCUCCAGAAAGCUCGGCCGAACAAGAGAAGCAGUUAAAAUGAUGAGAGAUUUGUGUGUUUUCCAGUUAAUGAAGGAGUUCCCUCUCCUCAGUAUGUUCAACAUCCACGAAAACCUGCUGGAGUCGCUACUAGAGCUCCAGAACUACGCCGACGUCCAGGCCGUUCUGGCCAAGUAUGACGAUAUUAGCUUACCUAAAUCUGCAACAAUAUGCUACACAGCAGCCUUGCUCAAAGCCAGGGCGGUAUCGGACAAGUUCUCUCCAGAGGCCGCAUCCAGGAGAGGGCUGAGCACAGCAGAGAUGAACGCAGUAGAAGCCAUCCACAGAGCGGUCGAGUUCAAUCCUCAUGUCCCCAAAUACCUGCUUGAGAUGAAGAGUCUGAUUCUUCCUCCAGAACACAUUCUGAAAAGAGGCGACAGCGAGGCCAUUGCUUACGCUUUCUUCCACCUACAGCACUGGAAAAGGGUGGAGGGGGCACUCAACCUUCUGCACUGCACCUGGGAGGGCACUUUCAGAAUGAUCCCAUAUCCUCUGGAGAAGGGUCACCUGUUCUAUCCUUACCCCAUCUGUACAGAGACGGCAGACAGAGAGCUGCUACCCACAGUGUUUCACGAGGUGUCGGUCUACCCGAAGAAGGAGCUGCCCUUCUUCAUCCUCUUCACAGCUGGUCUCUGCUCCUUCACUGCCAUGCUGGCUCUGCUCACACACCAGUUCCCUGAACUUAUGGGAGUGUUUGCUAAAGCUUUCCUCAGCACGCUGUUUGCUCCUCUGAACUUUAUCAUGGAGAAGGUGGAAAGCAUCCUGCCAUCCAGCCUCUGGCAUCAGCUCACCCGCAUCUGACCCCGACCGACAGAAGGGCCGACCGGACCAGGAAUCAGACCCAGGACCAGCACCAAGAGCAGACCUCUAUCUGGACAGAAACAGCUGAACUGAAAUCCAGAACACUGCAGCGGACUAGACUGACGCGCCUCUGUGCCAAGUUCAAACCAAACCGAGAGCAGAUGGGAAUCCGAGGAGAGGCGCAAAACAAAAAUGCUAAACAACACCCAGAAUUGGUUUUGACUUUAUUUGAUAUGUUUGCAUUUCUUUGGGUUAUCAGUCAUUUAAAGCUGUUCUUUUGUUGUACAAAAAGAGGUGAUCAAUUGCCAUCAUUAAAAAGGUGAAAAGGAAAAAAAAUACAAUAAAGGACUUUUUGUGUAUUGCU
Messenger RNA from Neolamprologus brichardi, 2084 nucleotides. RefSeq names its product suppressor of tumorigenicity 7 protein homolog. NCBI's taxonomy places the organism in Eukaryota, Metazoa, Chordata, Actinopteri, Cichliformes, Cichlidae. The record is from RefSeq and is a predicted model, not a curated record.